Molecule: messenger RNA, 1625 nt
Organism: Dendroctonus ponderosae (mountain pine beetle)
Lineage: Eukaryota; Metazoa; Arthropoda; Insecta; Coleoptera; Curculionidae
Gene: msl-3
Product: male-specific lethal 3 homolog
Exons: 9
Coding region: 113-1453 (446 amino acids)
Biological process (GO): chromatin organization; regulation of DNA-templated transcription
Cellular component (GO): nucleus; NuA4 histone acetyltransferase complex; MSL complex
Source: RefSeq, a predicted model, not a curated record
GUUGCCGUAAAGCAAGGGGCGGACAGGUAGAAAAGCAAUUUCAGGUGUUAUUAAAUGUAGCUUAUUUGAAUAUUUCACAUUUAUUUACAAUAAAAGGGCAUUUAAAUAAAGAAUGGUGUCAACUCGGGGUGUAAAACUGAAAUUUUUUGUCGGCGAACGAGUGUUGUGCUAUGAACCUGACCCGACCAAAGCCAAAGUAUUGUACGAUUCGAAGGUUCUGGAUGUUGUUCCAACGAAAGAUUCUAACGGCAAGAAGAUCGUUGAGUAUUUGAUUCACUUUCAGGGCUGGAACUCUUCUUGGGACCGACGAGUUGGUGAGGAGUUUGUUUUAAAAGACACGGCAGAAAACCGACAGUUGCAAAAGGAUCUUGCUGAAAAAGCGCAAUUACAGCUUGGAGCGUAUUUAUACCGAAAGGAACGGAAAAAGCACACGCAGCCAAAGCCGAUUGACCGACCUACUGGGGGAUCAUCUGAAGACGGUAGUUCAGGCAGUCCGGCUCAAAUUGAUACUGAUGAAAAUCCGGAAAUGAGCAGUAGCUCUGAUGAAUACUCUUCUUUGGAAGAUGAAAUUGAUAUUGAGAUAGUGCCUGAGUUAAGGGAAAUUUUGGAAGCUGAUUAUUAUUUGAUCAAUGUGAAGAAUAGGCGAUUAAAAUUACCUGCUGAACCCAAUGUGGUGUCAAUUCUGGAGUCUUAUUAUAGGCAUUUCGCUACGAACCAGUUUUGUGGGCUUAAUGAAAAAACAAGCAGGCGCUUCCGGAAUACCUUUCAGGCUAAGGAGCCUAAACUCAGUACAGAAGACAUUCAGCGGAAAAUCACUUUAUGCAGAGAAGUAGUUGAUGGAUUGCGCCUAUAUUUUGACUUUAACGUUAACGAUUUACUACUCUAUACGGUGGAGAAGGGGCCUAGUCAGUUUCUCACAGCCCCAGCAAGAAUGCCCAUAGUAGACUCUUCGAGCAUCAAAGUUAAGUGUGAUUCAAAUGUAAAUACCGAAAACAAUUCGCAUUUGCUUCCGGGCAACCAGCACCCGAACCACAACGGUAUUAGUGAGUUGUCAAGUAACCCUAGAAGACGAACUUUAAGAUCAAAUAAUAGGAUGGAAUCUCAGGGUAACGGAACUUCGUUGCUGGAAGAAAGCAAUGGCUCUGCUCAUCCGAAGCCAGGAUCUAGUGUCGGUAGCAGUAACUCUGACCUCAACGGCCCAAUGGCCAAAGCUUUAUCAUGGCGUUUACUACCUGAUGCCGUUUAUAGUCAGCAGCCACCUCCACCUUGCUUAGUAUACGGAGCCAUUCACUUUGCAAGGCUCUUUGUACAGUUACCUCUGCUCUUUACCAGAUCCUCUAUUCCGGACGCGAAAAUUAAGGUGAUUUUGCCGCAUGUUGACGCCAUUAUUGAUUUUCUAAACGAUCACAAGGAAUGGUAUGGAGAGAAAUUUUAUGUGGAUUCUAAUCAAUAAGCGCCAGAGUUAGUUAUAGUGUGAAAACAUGACUAGUGUGCACAUUUUGUAUAUUGUACAAAUACCGACGGAUUACUAGAUUAGAGGUAAAAAAGACUGUUAAGUUACGAUUAGAGUAGGAUUCACUGUCUGAUAUGCUUCGAGAUUUGCAAUUAAACAAUUUAUUUUUGUC